CUACCUGAUUAUAGGACAGAGACAAGAGACAUACUGCUUCAUGCUUUUCAAAAUGGACUCAGGAAAGUCGUCGCUCACCCUGCUGUUUUCUGCCAGUCUCUUACUCCUCAGUGCAUUGCAAAUAGGGCAAUGGGCCUCCAAGGUGUCGUUCCUUACGUCCAGCAAAGAGUCAUCUCCAGUGAUCACCAGCUCGUAUGACUGCCACCACGAGUACACCAUUGAGUUCCUUUCGCUGGAUCCGCUGGUCAUGUACAUCAACAACUUCAUCAGUGAAGCAGAGAUCAAUCAUCUGCUGAGUCUCCCAGGGGACAAAUGGAAAGAGUCUCUGGUCUACUUGCCCCGCGACGGCCAGUGGCAGUCUGACCUGGACAAGCACUGGCGGUCCUCAAAGUCAUCUAUGGUACCGGCACGGGAUCCAGUGUCUCGCUGUCUAUCCAAGCGGAUGAGGUCGCUGCUAGGAAACAUCCAGCAUGAAGCCACCGAGCCUCUCCAGCUGGUCCGGUACGAUGGCGGAGAACGGUUUCGCUUGCAUCAAGACUGGCUGGAGACUCCGAUCCUGGAAAACUUCACUGCGACUCCAUCCCUACGACAAUACAAUCGGCUUCUGACCAGCUUUGUGUAUCUGGAAGACAACUGCACAGGUGGCGAAACAUACUUUCCCCUGCUAGUGGGUGUUGGCCCGAGUGCCGACGGGGAGAAAUUCUCACGAGCCGAAAAUAACGAAGGGCUGCUCGUGAAGCCAAAGCGCGGAAAUGCUGUGCUGUGGAACAAUAUGUUCAUGAACGGAACAGGAGAUCGCCGGCUGCUCCAUUCCAGUUUGCCAGUCAAGUCGGGACGGAAAAUCGGCAUGAAUUUGUUCAGUCUGUUCUACCUGGACCAUCCGAUUGUAGGGGAACCGGACAAUGUCUGAUGAAAAUGAAAGUGUCGUCCAAGUAUAGUUUAACUAG
Aspergillus sclerotioniger CBS 115572 is the source of this 947-nucleotide messenger RNA. RefSeq lists its product as uncharacterized. Bases 53 to 910 code for a protein of 285 amino acids. The record is from RefSeq and is a predicted model, not a curated record. Gene Ontology annotation, cellular component: endoplasmic reticulum. Gene Ontology annotation, biological process: peptidyl-proline hydroxylation to 4-hydroxy-L-proline. The transcript is spliced from 2 exons. Lineage: Eukaryota; Fungi; Ascomycota; Eurotiomycetes; Eurotiales; Aspergillaceae. Gene Ontology annotation, molecular function: L-ascorbic acid binding; iron ion binding; procollagen-proline 4-dioxygenase activity.